Molecule: messenger RNA, 2788 nt
Organism: Monopterus albus (swamp eel)
Lineage: Eukaryota; Metazoa; Chordata; Actinopteri; Synbranchiformes; Synbranchidae
Product: zinc finger protein 135-like
Exons: 5
Coding region: 102-1694 (530 amino acids)
Biological process (GO): regulation of transcription by RNA polymerase II
Cellular component (GO): nucleus
Molecular function (GO): RNA polymerase II cis-regulatory region sequence-specific DNA binding; DNA-binding transcription factor activity, RNA polymerase II-specific
Source: RefSeq, a predicted model, not a curated record
GUUGGAUAAGUCAUCUACGCCAUUUCCUGUCACCGCAUUAGCUUUUCUGUAGCUGCUUGUUUGCUAGGCUAACCGACUGCUUUGUGCAAUAAUUCUUCAGUAUGGUAGAUUUAUUCACUUUUAGAAGUCAGGUCAUGGUCGUAGUUAAUAACCUGGCCAAGACGGUGGUGACGGAGCUUUUUACUGCGUCGGAAAACGUUUCUUUAAAUAAACUAAAUCUGGAAACUGAGGAGAAACUAGGCGCUCUCCUGGACAGUCUGUGUGUUGAAGCUGUGGAGAAGAUUGUGGAGCUGGCUGCUGUGAAGCGGGAGAAGCCUGGUGCUCGUCAGUCUGAGGAGAGCAGUGAUGGUGUGACACAGACUGCAGCAGGAGAAGGCGGUGGAGGUCAGUGCCCCCCCACCGAGCAGACCUACAUCCUAGUUUAUGGGAGCACCGCUGUUGACUCCAAGUGUCUGCUGGUCUCACUGCAGAGUGAUGCUAAUGGUGAAAAUAAAACCUCUGAUGCAGCUGGUACAGUAACCACUCUGCACAGCCAGCCUUCCUCCUCUCCUCCCCAUCAGGCUGAAUUCCCUGACCAUGAGUAUGCUCAGCUGUCCACGCCGCCAUCUGGUGCCGCCACCGACAGGGAGGGUGGAGUCCCUGUAGCUCGCUGUAGAAAACAGCGGCACAGCAGGAGGGAAAAAGACACCGAAACAGGAAGUGCAGAGACGAGACAAACUCACCAUGAGUGCUCACAGUGCGGGAUGCUGUUUCCAAACUCUGAGCGGCUCUCCGACCACCAGAAGAAGUCUCACCCGGUGUGCUCGCUGUGUGGGAUGCUGUUCACCGGCAUUCUGAAACUCCGUGACCAUGAGAUCAAAGAGCAUGGGCUGCUGCCAUACACCUGCGACUACUGCCCGAAGAGAUUCAACCACAAGGCUCAUUGCAACCUGCACGUUAAAGCCCGGCACACCGGAGAGAAAACCUGCCACUGCGACAUCUGUGGGAAGGGCUACUCCUGCAUCAGCGUGCUGAAAACACACAGGAUGACCCACUUUGAGAAGACAUUCAUCUGUGACAUCUGCGGGAAGAGUUUCUACCACGCUUGCCACCUGACACGGCACAAACUGGUGCACCAGGAGGUCCGGCCGUACCAGUGCUCCACCUGCGGCAAGGGCUUCACCCAGGCCGCCAACCUGCGCAGCCACCAGGUGAUUCACACUGGAGAGAGGCAGCUGUGCUCCAUCUGUGGCAGGAGCUACCGCUGCCUGAAGAACCAUGUCAUCAGCAAACAUUCACACGAGCUGCCUGCUGACGAGCUGCCGGCCAGAGACACCAUCAUCACCUGUGAGGUCUGCGGCAAGAAGUUCCCCAACCCAUCACAGUUUAAAGUUCACCGGAGGAGUCACACCGGAGAGAAACCGUUCCUCUGCGAUAUCUGUGGGAAGAGUUACCGCCUGAAGGAGCUGCUGAGGGACCACAGGUACACCCACACUGGAGAGAAGCCAUACAGGUGUUCUCUCUGCUCCAAGACCUUCAACCUGGCCACCAGCUUCAUGAGGCACCGCAGCAUCCACACCGGAGAGACACCGUACACCUGCCACGACUGCGGUAGACACUUCCGCCUGCUCACCUUCCUGAAGGCUCACAUGCAGACCAAAGCUCACCUGAGGCAGGCACAGCGGAGCCAGGCUGCCUCCUUGGACCUGGCAUAGAGACCAGACAUCAUGUUGUCUGUCUGAGCUCAGCAUUAGAAUCACACUAAGUGACCAAAAGUAUGCAGACAGCCAGUACCCUGCUGCUCUAGCAGCCUCUGCUCCUCUGGUUUUAGGGGUCCCCAGAAGCUGAGCCAGCUGCAGGGAUUAGCUCCCAUUCAGACCCCAGAUUAUCAGUGAGGUCCACCACUGAUGUUGGUGUUGAGUCUGGCUCGUGCUGGAUGGGGAUGAGGUCAGCUCUUUGUUCAGUCCAGUUCUGGGAUUAGGAGCUAGCUUUGUGCACGUUGUACUUUGACACAGGAAAGCAACAAACACAAAUGUCUGACACAGAUUUGCCUCCAACCAGUGUGACCAGGUUCCCAACUGUGAGCAGCAGCAAGAAUAAACGGUGAAACAAUCGAUGAAGAAAGUGAAGGAUGAACUGAAACAGGAUCCGGCGAAAGUGAAACAGCUCCAUGUGAAGCUCAGACGUAAAUGACUGAAAGAUCACAGCUCUGAAAGAAUGUCCACUAGAUAAACAGUUGCUUUACUUUUCAGUUUUUAUUUGAAUAUUUUAUUUGAAAUAACACAACGAUUUUACUGAUAGACGUCUAGCUUCUGAUACAGGGCUGGGGCUUUAACAUGAUGCUGCUCCAGUCAACACAAGUUUACACUUUGAAUCACGGCUAAUGACAAACGGUCUCAGUACCAGACAUGACGGGCAAGUCAGCGGAUUGCUCCUUUAAUAGAGAAACAGGACCUGUGUGUGAUUAAAUGAUGUGUCUGGAGCAGGUGACGAGCUCUGCCUCAGAUUAACAGUCAGCAUCAGAGGAUCAGUAAACAUGAUUCAGUCUAUUGUGCAGACACACAGGUGGGAUUAACGGUUGUAUACAUCCUUCGAUCAGACCUGUGGUCUGCAGUGAAGCAGUGUGAGUGUCAUCGCUGGAGAAAAACAGAGAUGGAUUACAGUUAUCAUCUGGGAGCUGUCUGUGACCAGCUGCUGCAGCUGUGACUGAUUAGAAGUAUUGAUGCAUCACUAAUGUUGCAGCUCAGUUUAACUACUGUAUGUAUGUUUUACUGCUAUGUGACUGAAUAAAUAAUAGUUUAUUUACCAA